AUGGCUCAAGUCCGACCCAUGAACGCGAUAAAGCCGCGUCGCCACAAGGGGUCACCCGCUGUCUCUACAUCGCCACGUGUCAAAGACCUUCCGGGAGCGCGAGGAAACAAGCUGCACAUCGACUUUCGAUUCCCGUCUCUUCGCCGUGCCUUGUUUACCAAGUUCUCGCUAAAGUCUGUCGUUGGAGCGAUGCGAAACAACCCGGUGGAGCACCAAUUGAACAUGUACUGCUGGCUGGAUUUCGGCCACGCGACCAAGCGACAAGCGCGGUGCAGCCAAUGGACAACCAACGCCGCCAUGGCAGCUCACAUCCCAUGGUUAGAUGUUAUGAACGACAAAGUGUCCAUUCCGCUGCGUCACAUCCAAAGCGGAAUCACAUGGGUCGAAGCCAUGCUGCUCCAUACACUUGUGUCUCUCUCGGACGAAGUGCCGUUUUGGCGAGCUGUGGACGCGGUGGACGUUGUCACUGCCUUUGGCUUGUGCCAACGUAUCACAAUCAGCAAAACACCGUCAGGAAGCAACGAGCUUAUGACGGCGUCAGUCUCGAACAAGCAAAACAUCAUGCCGGGCUUGAAAAACGACUUGUCGUGCAACACUGAAGCAUUCGAACUGCCGGAGGCCCACUUCCAGGGCCCCCUCAAUAGCAUCGAUUUUCGCAUGGUGGACAUCCCCGGACCGCUCUCAGCGUAUUUCCGCUCGUUUCAAGCAUCAUUGCCGUCGCUCAUUCAAACCAACUCGUCGAGUCCCCGAUACAUCUGCAUGUCCCAUCUCGAUGGAGGCAGUCCGCUUUGUAUGCAAGACAGCUUUGCCACCUACCCCCAAAUGCCCUCGUGUGGCAGCAGCAGCAAGACUGCUCGAUGCAAGUCCCAAUGCGAGUACUUGCGACGAAACAGCACAUACGCUUUGCGAUGGCGACCACAUUGUCGCAUAUCGGCAUCGAACGUCGAUCAAUUAUGCUCCUUGUGUACGGCCACGGAAGCUGUGUGCGUGGAUAUGCUCGCAAGUGCGACGUUGUCUCAGGUGAAUCUAACUGGCUUGGAGAGGACCGUGGCGAUAAACGCGACGGCGUCGUUGAACAUCAGCUUGAUUCAAUCGGAGCCACCAACGCUCUCCUGA
This is a messenger RNA of Aphanomyces astaci, 1116 nucleotides long. RefSeq lists its product as hypothetical. Lineage: Eukaryota; Oomycota; Saprolegniomycetes; Saprolegniales; Verrucalvaceae. Bases 1 to 1116 code for a protein of 371 amino acids. The transcript is spliced from 6 exons. The record is from RefSeq and is a predicted model, not a curated record.